GUUCUGAUCUGUCUGCAGCUUCGCUCAGUGUAUCAACACAUUAAUAGAAAGUGGCGCAUCCGAUGUGUUUCAUGAAGUUCAAAUGAAGAGUUUCCCAAAAGUACUGAACGUUUUCAUUGACGAGGCUGGGGAGGAAGUGGAGGAGAUGAUAUUAAUACCAGGAUCACCAAGUCAGAACAAUAUACCAAUCCACUUUGAAAAUCAUCAUAUAUCUACCAUUUAAAAGAAAGGCCACUAAGACAGGAGAGGCUGCCUGCUGGGCCUCCCCGUCUUGUUGAAGGCGAAAGCAGAGCAGCGCCCGCAGCCAUUACCCCGUGGAGGCAGAAACCGGGCGCCACCCUCUCCCCCCCCCUCCCACUCAGUUGGACCGUGUUCGGGAGCACAGUCCGUCAAUUCCGAACCGGAUCAGAUAAAGCGACCCAUGGCGGCGAGAGCGAAGGAGGCCAUUUUCCACAGAGCCCAAUGCAGGCGCUUCAAGGGCUUCACCAAAGAGAAAGAUUGGAAAGGACCUUUCUACUUCGUACAAGGAGCCGAUCCACAAUUUGGCCUUAUGAAGGCAUGGAAGGUUGGAGAUCAUGAUAAUAGCGGGGAUGAAUGGCAGGAAGAAAUCAAGCUCACGGAGCAAGCAGUGCAGGCUAUCAACAAGUUAACACUGAAACCCAAGUUCUUUGUACUGUGCGGAGAUCUUAUUCACGCAAUGCCAGGUAACCCUUUGCGUGAGGAGCAAACAAAUGAUCUCAAGCAUGUUCUGAUGGGCAUUGAUCCUAAGAUUCCAUUGGUAUUUGCCAGUGGCAACCAUGAUAUAGGAAAUUCCCCAACCCCAGAUACUGUUGCCGAAUAUUGCAAAAACUGGGGAGAUGACUACUUCAGUUUCUGGGUUGGGGGAGUGCUAUUUCUUGUGCUGAACUCUCAGUUUUUUCAAGAUUCUUCCAAUUGCCCUGAGCUAAAGGAAGCCCACGAUCUUUGGCUGGAUAAUCAACUUGCUGCUGCUGAACAGUUAAAAAUCAAGCAUGUGAUUGUGUUCCAGCACAUCCCUCUAUUUCUCCAAAGCGCUGACGAAGAGGAUGGCUAUUUUAACCUGGAGAAGUCAAAACGACUGGAUCUUCUGCAGAAAUUUGAGAAAGGAGGUGUAAAGGCAGUCUUUUCGGGCCACUACCAUCGGAAUGCUGGUGGCAAGUUUAACAAUCUGGACAUGGUGGUGACUUCAGCUAUAGGCUGCCAAUUGGGAGAGGACACGCAUGGUGUGCGGGUGGUGGUGGUGACAGAGGACAAGAUCCAUCACAAGUAUAUCAGUUUGGAUGAACUCAAUGACGUUACAGUCAAGGAAGUGAUUUCAGACCAUCUGGAAGUAAAUGAUGAGAGCCCCUGUCUUUUUCAUUAAUAAUGGUGAGAAGAGGCUGUUGAAUCAGUGUAUACAAGGACCAUCGCAAGAUGAGCAGCAUUUUUGGGUAAAUUUGAACAUCUGUUGAACUCAAUUCUAUAACUACACAGUGAAAUGCCCAGAAAGAUUAUUUCUGCUGCAUUAACUGGGAGCACCAAUAUAUGUGAAUUUUACCAAAUCAGCUGCACAUUUUUCCGUAUAUUUAGGUAAAUAUCCAAUGCAGUUACACACAUAAUCUUGAGACUUUAAUUACACUCUUUUUGCGACCAUCUGUGACAACGUUCUACCAACUGUCAUCACUUUAAUCCAUGAUCUGUAUUCAAGUUGUACACAAUCUGUACACGUUGAAAUAAAUGAAAUAAUAAAGGCAAUGUAAACAAGAA
Stegostoma tigrinum is the source of this 1764-nucleotide messenger RNA. It is a transcript of the gene cpped1, whose product is annotated as calcineurin-like phosphoesterase domain containing 1. The transcript has 4 exons. NCBI's taxonomy places the organism in Eukaryota, Metazoa, Chordata, Chondrichthyes, Orectolobiformes, Stegostomatidae. The coding region runs from base 422 to 1381 and encodes 319 amino acids. Gene Ontology annotation, molecular function: hydrolase activity. The record is from RefSeq and is a predicted model, not a curated record.